CUCCAACAGAUAUCUAAAAACUUUUGACAACUUCACACACUGCUUUCUAAGUUUUGAGUUUGUGCAAUAAUCUACUUGAAGGAACUGCUACUUGUAGGAAACGUCUGUCCACUAACUAACCACAGGUUGUUGUUUCAGAGUGUUCCGUUAUUUCCUUCAUAUACUUUGAGUUCCAACCAGUCUUUAGGUAGAGAUUUAUUUGAUCUCUCUGUGAAACUGCAAAUGUGCAGACCGCUGACGAGCAGGUGGUAUGGCUUCAACCAAUCAAGAGCAAAAUAAUUCGGUCUCUGAGUGGUUCUUACUCUAGCACACUUUCUGUACCAACUGAGAACUUUAAAGUAACGUUACAUGUCUCUUAGGAUUUUAGCCAAAUGAAAUAUUAUUUCAGAGAGUUGUGUGAGCAUCAUAUUUUAGCUUUAUUAGUUGUGGAUCAUGUAAUUUAGAGUGAUAGAUGGAUAAAAAAUAAUUACACUGUUGGGGGAAAAUGGUUUCUUGUAGAAAGGAAAGAGUUGUGGUUUUGGCACUUGUGACCUGCUUAGUUCUGCAGUGGGUGUUUUCCUCCAUCGGACAGGAAGACAUGACAGGGAAUGUGAGUGUUUGUGUGAGUGUGCAUGCGUACUUGCAUUCAUGAUCAGCUAGUCUGUCUGAAAGACAUACAGACAUACCGGUACACAGAGUCUUUGGCUAGAGGGUGUAGGUCUGCCUGUUCACAAUGCUGUUGCUACAGGCUUUCUCUCUCCUAACCACCCUCACCCUCUGUACCUCAUUUACUGGUGCUAAGGAGAUCGUUAGAGCAUUCAAAGGCAGUCCUUCCCACCUUCCUUGUCCCUCACCCUUUGGAUUUGAUGGAAAAGUUGUUUUUAAAUGGACGAAACAGGGAAGUCCUGGCAUUAUUUGUGAAUACAAUGUGAAUAGAGAAAUCAGUUCAGUAGUAUCCUGUAAAUCUCAAUUCAAGGUAACUGGACAACCUCCUAAGCUGUAUGUUACAGAGCCAAAGAGCACUGACUCUGGUCAAUAUACCUGCUUAAUAUCAAGAGUCAUACCACCACCAACCAUUGAGAAAUCCUCCGUAGUCGAUCUUCAAGUUACAGGUCUAGUCCUAGAGAGGCAGAACAGCAGUGAUCCUGGCUGCAUCCAGCUUCUCUGUACUUUGGAGGACCUUGACCUCCAGGAUGUCAACUUCACUUGGACCCGACAAGGUCAGGCUUCACCGGAGACACUGUUGACCAAUCACAGCCUCUCUAAACAGAGCAGCGUUCUGACCCUGUGCCAAUCAGUGUGGAGAGAGGGCGACACGAUCACCUGCAAUGUCAGACUCUUAGCCAAUAACACUGACCUGAGCAUCAGACUUCCCUUCAGUGAACUAGAGACCUACCAUGAGAACAACCUUCUGACUAUUUUCUGUGUCAGCACAUCCAUCGGGGUUGUGGCCAUCGCAGCUGUCACCAUAAGUAUUUACAAAUGUCGGCAGAGGACCAAUGAUAAAGGCGAUUCUGUCUCAUAUAACAACAAGGUGUACGAGAACUUCAGUUUCAGCACACAAACCCAACAGAGACAGACGACCACUGCAUCCAUCCAGGAACAAUGCAUUUAUGAGAACUAGACAAUCUUAAUCUCACUCUGACAUCUUUGUUCCUCUUUUCAUGACUACUGGUAAAUGAAUGUAAUGUCCUCAACACCUGCUUGGGACUUAUUUUGUUUGAGAUUUGCAUGUUCUGAAUUUUCUAACUUGGAGAUGAAUAAAGUCAAACCUAAUAUAUCAA
Salmo salar (Atlantic salmon) is the source of this 1763-nucleotide messenger RNA. RefSeq lists its product as uncharacterized. The record is from RefSeq and is a predicted model, not a curated record. NCBI's taxonomy places the organism in Eukaryota, Metazoa, Chordata, Actinopteri, Salmoniformes, Salmonidae.